AUGGCUGAACAAGAGCAAUACGUCUUGCCUUUAAAGUUAAACGUAGGUGGCAGAAUUUUUGAAACUUUUCCAGACACUCUGGAGAGAGUUCCUAGUUCCAAACUGAGCCGGCUUCUCACUGGCUCAGUGCCCUCCAUACAGCAAAUAGGAUCCAGGGAGUAUUUCAUUGAUAGGGACGGGUCUUUAUUUGGUUACAUUUUAGAGUUCCUCAGGACCUCUGAGCUCCUGUUGCCGAGCGAUUUCUGCGACUACAACCUGCUCGUGAAGGAAGUGGAGUUCUAUGAAUUGGAUUCAGUAUUGUACGUAUUAGAGAAACUCCAGAAGAAAAGCAUGGCAGAGAUUUUAGAGAUGCGCUGCAUUCGAAAAGAAACAACAGCCUUUUUCCGGAUCUUUGGCUCUUCAUUGGAAACAGUUGAUGAGUUGUCCAGUAGAAUAUCAAUCUACAUGGAGAGAAAGAUGGGACCGUGGGCUUCUGUCCAAAACAUGUCUCCAACUCCUCCCAGGAAUCUGUCAUUUCAUGAUCUGAUCUUCCAGUGUGGUGCUAACCCCGAUGAGAAUGGAGGACACGUAAAUGUGUAAGUACAAUAUUGAAUUCAUCAAGUCAUUUAACUACCGUUCAAUACCAAUACAAAUCUAAUGGGCUGUCAGGGGUGCACUAAAGAAUGCAGCUACUUCUCUGCAAGCACAGGAAAAAUCAGUGGAUGAGUUAUCCAGCCUUGCGU
Messenger RNA from Callorhinchus milii (elephant shark), 722 nucleotides. Its product is annotated as potassium channel regulatory protein-like. Gene Ontology annotation, molecular function: protein binding. Lineage: Eukaryota; Metazoa; Chordata; Chondrichthyes; Chimaeriformes; Callorhinchidae. The record is from RefSeq and is a predicted model, not a curated record. Gene Ontology annotation, cellular component: endoplasmic reticulum. The transcript has a single exon. Gene Ontology annotation, biological process: negative regulation of delayed rectifier potassium channel activity; protein homooligomerization. Bases 1 to 579 code for a protein of 192 amino acids.